CUCACAAGCCGACCGGCGAUCGACCGAGACAUUGUGCGCUCGCGCAUUCGAUAUAUUAUUCUAUUUUCGAAUUUAAAUUUAACAAAAUAACCGUUUAUAACAGUGCAAAGAUAAUAGCAGUGAAAACGUUUUUUACCGUAGAUUUUGGGCAUUGUGUUCAAAAAUAAGUUUGCCUUUUUUGUAACUUUAAAAUACUUUACGUACAUAGUUUCUAAACGACUAAAACAGAAUAUUUUGAAUUACUUAGAAUUUCAGAUGACAUUAUUAUCAAGAUGACAAGAAAGUUUUUGUUUUGUUUUCCACUUCGCGUGGGAAACGUUGUCUUCGGAUUCAUUGUUAUUAUAAUAGCUGUAGCGGUAUUGGCGUUCAGUCUAUUCGAAUUGGCAGAUAACCUGGUGAAUGGCUACAGGGACGACACGAGGUUCCGUGACUUCCAGAACCUUGAAAAAAUCUUCGGUUCCGACCGUGACAUAUUAGUGACAUACACUAUUAUUGUAUAUUACAUGUCCUACAUAAUUGUGUCUCUAUUAUUGCUUUUGUUCAGUAUUUUACUCGCCUGUGGUGCUUGGAAGGCCAAUUCCUGUUUAGUGAGUACAUUCUUCGUGUAUAGUUUCUUCCAUCUGUUCCUUACAAUAGGACUUAUUGUGUGGGAGGCUUUAACAGCUGGCUGGAUACAACUCGGGCUGAUUUUGCUCUCAGAUGUGCUCCUCAUUGUUUGCUUGUUCGGCGUCAAAUAUCUGAUGGAAGCCAUCCGAACAGGGAACAUCUACAGUCGACCCGGAGAAAUUUAUGAUAAGUACUAAAGAGAAACGAUACAAGACUAAUAAAACACACAAUCGAAGAAACUUUGCCAAAAUUACAUUUUCUCGCUAUGAAAUUCUAAAAUUUCAUUACUAUUUUGAAUGAAACACGAGUUUAGUUAAGAAAUAUUUAUUUUAAUUAAAAUAAAAUAACUUAAUAA
Molecule: messenger RNA, 961 nt
Organism: Bombyx mandarina (wild silkworm)
Lineage: Eukaryota; Metazoa; Arthropoda; Insecta; Lepidoptera; Bombycidae
Source: RefSeq, a predicted model, not a curated record